CACUAGCAAAAUAACAUUCCUCGGCGAGUACGUAGGCUUCCCUGCUCAUCUCGGGAGCCAACUGGAAUCUGUAAUACUAACACCGUUCACCGAGAGCGGACCUCGCUCGCCGCCGAGAUCUGCGCGCUCCUGCUAGCUGCGGCGACGACGACUCCUUCCUCCCUCCGGCUAGGAUCACGUACGGCGGCCGGCGCCGUACGUCGUGGAUCUCCUCCUCUCCUGAGAAAGAAUGGCCCCCGUAGUUGAGAGAGAUGCCAGCCGCCAUCAUUACCUCGGGCUCAUUGACGGGAAAUGGCCAGAAGUUCAUUUCAUCAACGACUAUGCGGUGUUCAUGGGUUACCUGUCAAUGGCUGUGAUGGGGACAGGCAUCCUGGUCUUCACAUGGUCCACCGUUGUCCUCCUAGGUGGAUUUGUCACCAAUCUAGCCAGGGAGGACUUCUGGAGUCUCACGGUGAUUACACUCGUUCAGACAAGCGUAUUCAACGUUUUCCUGAAGAGGAACAUAAGCCAUAUCGGGUAUUCCUUCACGCGCCUGCGGGAGGCUGCCCUCUCCGUUGCGUUGCCGCGGAAGGAUCAGUACCGGCUGUGCAGUAUAAAGGGUAUGGUCCGACUGCUGGUGUUCACCAUUUUGCUGUGCCCGCUGUUCACUCUGUACAUGUUUGGGCUGUUUGUAUCCCCCUGGAUCUCUCUCUGGCGUCUGUGUCGUACAAUCAUUGUCAGGCACGGUUACAUGUGGUCCGGAGAAAAGGGAAACUUGAAGCCGGCGCUACUCGUAUUGUACUCCCUGGCUCUGUUACAGGGCGUGCUCUUCUAUUACUGGGCCAUCUCUGCAUCCGUGGAGAAGACACUGGUGCAGCAAGUGGCCGAAGCGUACGAGAUAGACGAGGAAGACGAGGCACGGGAAUCAGUGUCAGACUAUCUGCGCAUGAUCAGGGAAGGAUGCGAGAAGGACCUAUCAUUUGCCAGGGGCAGGAACCUCAUCACGUACGCCGUGGACCUGAUGGCGUCCAAUUCCCCAGACAACUACCUCUCCGCGGCGAGGAUCUUGGACACGCUUAUCCGGUUCAACUUGACGGUCGUCAAUCUGCCGGGGCGUGUGGUGAAGAGCCAGCACAGCCUGAUCAAGAACAUGAUCGGGUCCACAUUGUCCAGCGACGCCGUCAAGAUACUGGUUCAGAUGCUAGAUUCCAAAGACGAAGAUGGCGGGAAGAUCAGCGAGAUGAGGCUGCGCGCCAUGAGGAUCGUGGCGCAUUUUGCCAGCGAGAUCCGUCUGGACAAGAUCAUGUAUGGUAUUAGGAACAUAUGUUCGCUGCUGGAACACCAAGGAUCAGACUCCUCCCAAGGAUCGGACUCGGAGAAAUACCAAGUGUUUCUAGUGUAUAGUACAGGCAUACAUAUCCUCUCCGAGCUCGCCAAGGACGAGGAAAACUUCAAGCACAUGAGCAACACGGAUGGUAUCACCAGGAAGAUCGUCACGGUGAUUGUAAAGUGUAAGGAACUCCACGACAAAGAACAUGAGGAAUGGCUGUCGAUAGCACGGCCGGGCAUGCAGCUUAUAAACCGACUCGCCGCGUCCGCCAGCUCGAAAUCCAUCAAUGUGCAGCAGCUAAGUGAAUUCCUAGGGCACGAAAAUGGGACCACCACCCUGCAGAAUAUGCUCGACUGCCAGAAAUGCAAAGCGGACACUGCGGUGCAGAGAUCGCUCAUUAAGACUCUAACACAGAUAAUAUCCAUGAAUACGAGUCAGCAGAAUUUAUCCUCGGAAAACAAAGAAAGGAACAAGAAAGCCAGCAUAGAAACACAGAUAAUAUCCGCCAUGAAUAUGAGUCAGCAGAAUAAUCCGCCCUCGGAAAACAAAGAUAGAAACAAGAAACUCAGAGAGAGCUUCUUCAAGUCGCUGCUACUCAAGUUUCUCGACGGCAGUGACAGGAGCUUCAGAAAAUUGGCAGGUGAAUCGCUGGCGCAGCUGUCCCUUACAAGUCUAAACAGUUGCAAGUUGAUCCUCAACGCACAGGUCGGCAUUGUUGAUGCCCUUGCUACUGUUCUUCUAAAGGACAAGAAGGACAAGGACAAGGACAAGCAGUACAGAAAAAGUGCAGCAGAUAUCCUGGAGCAUCUGUGUAGGCACUACAGGAAGGACGAUGAUGAUUUCAUCAAUCUGAGAGUUGCAAUGACCCGUGACAUUGAAAACGUGCUAAACGAAGUACUGAAUGGUGACUCCGAUAGCAGGCGGUCGACAAACUACGUAGAACUGCACGGGGCGUUGGCAUCCCUUUGUGAUACCGUAAACGAGAAGCUGAUCAGCGUAGAUUCUGAUUUGGUUUCUGACUUCGAGACGAAAGCCGAACGGAUCUGCAAGAAGCGCGACCUGUCCGAAAUGUCCUUCAGUGAGCUCGUGCGUAAAGCAAAAGAAAUCGUGGAGAAGCAUAGAAAGCGGCUGGAGGAUUGGGCGUUUUCUUCUUCUGAUGAUGAUGAAGACUGUUGUAUCAUGUGA
Molecule: messenger RNA, 2494 nt
Organism: Panicum hallii
Lineage: Eukaryota; Viridiplantae; Streptophyta; Magnoliopsida; Poales; Poaceae
Exons: 6
Coding region: 230-2494 (754 amino acids)
Source: RefSeq, a predicted model, not a curated record